Molecule: messenger RNA, 8332 nt
Organism: Enhydra lutris kenyoni (northern sea otter)
Lineage: Eukaryota; Metazoa; Chordata; Mammalia; Carnivora; Mustelidae
Product: pappalysin 1
Molecular function (GO): metallopeptidase activity
Source: RefSeq, a predicted model, not a curated record
AUGCGGCUCUGGAGUUGGGUGCUGCGCCUGGGGCUGCUGAGCGCCGCGCUGGGCUGCGGGCUGGCCGAGCGCCCCCGCCGGGCCCGGAGAGACCCGCGGGCCGGCCGCCCCCCGCGCCCCGCCGCCGGCCCGGCCACCUGCGCCACCCGGGCGGCCCGCGGCCGCCGCGCCCCUCCGCCGCCGCCGCCGCCGCCGCCGCCGGGCGGUGCCUGGGAAGCCGUGCGCGUCCCCCGGCGGCGGCAGCAGCGGGAGGCGAGGGGCGCCGCCGAGGAGCCGAGCCCGCCGAGCCGGGCGCUCUAUUUCAGCGGGCGAGGCGAGCAGCUGCGCCUCCGGGCCGACCUCGAGCUGCCCCGGGACGCGUUCACGCUGCAAGUGUGGCUGCGAGCGGAGGGGGGCCAGAGGUCUCCGGCGGUGAUCACAGGGCUGUAUGACAAAUGUUCUUAUACCUCACGUGACCGAGGAUGGGUCGUGGGAAUUCACACCGUCAGUGACCAAGGCAACAGAGACCCACGCUACUUUUUCUCCCUGAAGACAGACCGAGCCCGGCAAGUAACCACCAUCAAUGCCCACCGCAGCUACCUCCCAGGCCAGUGGGUGCACCUAGCUGCCACCUAUGACGGGCGGCUGAUGAAACUCUACGUGAACGGUGCCCAGGUGGCCACCUCGGGGGAGCAGGUGGGCGGCAUCUUCAGCCCAUUGACCCAGAAGUGUAAAGUGCUCAUGUUGGGGGGCAGUGCUCUGAAUCACAACUACCGGGGCUACAUUGAGCGCUUCAGUCUGUGGAAGGUGGCCCGGACUCAGCAGGAGGUACUGCUCGACAUGGAAACCCAUGGCCUCCACGCGCCUCUACCUCAGCUCCUCCUCCAGGAGAACUGGGACAACGUGAAGCACACCUGGUCCCCCAUGAAGGAUGGCAACAUCCCCCAAGUGGAGCUCAGCGGUGCCCACGGCUUCCUGCUGGACACAAGUCUGGAGCCUCCAUUGUGUGGGCAGACAUUGUGUGACAACAUGGAGGUCAUUGCUAGCUACAACCAGCUCCCGCGAUUCCGCCGACCCAAGGUGGUGCGCUACCGCGUGGUCAACCUCCAUGACGACAACCAUGAGAACCCCACGGUGAGCCGUCAGCAGAUCGACUUCCAGCACCGGCAGCUGGCCGAGGCCUUCAGACACUACAACAUCUCCUGGGAUCUGGAGGUGCUCGAGGUGAGCAACUCCUCCCUGCGCCACCGCCUCGUCCUGGCCAACUGCGACAUCAGCAAGAUUGGGGAUGAGAGCUGCGACCUCGAGUGCAACCACACGCUGACUGGCCACGACGGCGGGGACUGCCGCCACCUGCGCCACCCUGCCUUCGUGAAGAAGCAGCACAACGGGGUGUGCGACAUGGACUGUAAUUAUGAACGGUUCAACUUUGAUGGCGGAGAGUGCUGCGACCCCGAAAUCACGGAUGUCACCAAGACUUGCUUCGACCCUGACUCUCCACACAGAGCAUACUUGGAUGUUAAUGAACUGAAGAACAUUCUUAGACUGGAUGGAUCAACACACCUUAAUAUCUUCUUUGCAAACUCCUCGGAGGAGGAAUUGGCAGGAGUAGCAACUUGGCCAUGGGACAAGGAGGCCCUAAUGCACUUAGGUGGCAUUGUCUUGAAUCCGUCUUUCUACGGCAUUCCUGGGCACACCCACACCAUGAUCCAUGAGAUCGGGCACAGCCUGGGCCUCUACCACAUCUUUCGAGGCAUCUCAGAGAUCCAGUCUUGUAGUGAUCCCUGCAUGGAGACGGAACCCUCCUUUGAGACGGGAGACCUCUGCAGCGAUACCAAUCCAGCCCCAAAACACAAGUUCUGUGGUGAUCCGGGACCAGGGAAUGACACCUGUGGCUUCCAUAGCUUCUUCAACACCCCUUACAACAACUUCAUGAGCUACGCAGAUGACGACUGCACAGACUCCUUCACGCCCAAUCAAGUCGCCAGAAUGCACUGUUACCUGGACCUGGUCUACCAGAGCUGGCAGCCCUCCAGGAAGCCGGCGCCCGUCGCCCUGGCCCCCCAGAUCGUGGGCCACACGAGCGACUCCGUGACACUGGAGUGGUUUCCGCCCAUCGAUGGCCACUUCUUUGAAAGAGAAUUGGGAUCAGCAUGUGACCUUUGCCUGGAAGGGAGAAUCCUGGUGCAGUAUGCCGUCAACGCCUCCUCCCCGAUGCCCUGUGGCCCAUCAGGACACUGGAGUCCUCGAGAAGCAGAAGGUCAUCCAGAUGUUGAACAGCCCUGUAAGUCCAGUGUCCGCACGUGGAGUCCAAAUUCAGCUGUCAACCCACACACAGUCCCUCCAGCCUGCCCUGAGCCACAAGGCUGCUACCUUGAACUGGAAUUCCGCUACCCCUUGGUCCCUGAAUCUUUAACCGUCUGGGUGACCUUUGUCUCCACUGAUUGGGACUCUAGUGGGGCUGUCAAUGACAUCAAACUGUUAACUGUCAGUGGGAAGAACAUCUCUCUGGGCCCUCAGAACGUCUUCUGCGAUGUCCCACUGACCAUCAAACUCCGGGAUGUGGGUGAGGAGGUGUACGGCAUCCAGAUCUACACAUUGGAUGAGCACCUAGAGAUUGAUGCAGCCAUGUUGACCUCCAUUGCAGACAGCCCUCUCUGUCUAGAGUGUAAGCCUCUGCAGUACAAGGUGGUCCGGGACCCUCCUCUCCACGUGGACAUGGCCUCCCUCCUAUACCUCAAUAGAAGAUUCACGGACACGGAUCUCAGUCUUGGCAAUGUGUACCAGUACUGGGUCAUCACUAUUUCCGGAAGUGAAGAGAGUGAGCCAUCGCCAGCUGCCAUCUACAUCCAUGGAAGUGGAUACUGUGGUGAUGGCAUUAUCCAGAAAAGCCAAGGUGAGGAAUGUGAUGACAUGAACAAGCUCAGCGGUGACGGCUGCUCCCUCUUCUGCCGACAGGAAGACUCCUUCAAUUGCAUUGAUGAACCUAGCCGGUGCUAUUUCCAUGAUGGUGAUGGUGUGUGUGAGGAGUUUGAACAAAAAACUAGCAUCAAGGACUGUGGGGUCUACACACCCCAGGGGUUCCUGGAUCAGUGGGCAUCCAAUGCUUCAGUUUCGCAUCAGGACCAGCAGUGUCCAGGCUGGGUCAUCAUCGGUCAGCCAGCAGCCUCCCAGGUGUGUCGAACCAAGGUGAUAGAUCUCAGUGAAGGCAUUUCCCAGCAUGCCUGGUACCCUUGUACCUUCAGCUACCCAUACUCCCAGAUGGCUCAGACCACUUUCUGGCUCCGGGCAUACUUUUCUCAGCCAAUGGUUGCCGCAGCUGUCAUCGUCCACCUGGUGACGGAUGGCACCUAUUAUGGGGACCAGAAACAGGAGACCAUCAGCGUACAGCUGUUUGAUACCAAAGAUCAGAGCCACGAUCUCGGCCUCCAUGUCCUGAGCUGCAGGAACAAUCCCCUGAUUAUCCCUGUGGUACAUGACCUCAGCCGGCCCUUCUACCAUAGCCGGGCGGUUCGUGUGAGCUUCAGUUCACCCCUGGUCGCCAUCUCGGGGGUGGCCCUCCGCUCCUUCGACAACUUUGACCCCGUCACCCUGAGCAGCUGCCAGAGAGGGGAGACCUACAGCUCUGCUGAGCAGAGCUGUGUGCACUUCGCAUGUGAGGCUGCCGACUGCCCGGAGCUGGCCGUGGAGAACGCGUCUCUCAACUGCUCCAGCAGUGACCGCUACCACGGCGCCCGCUGCACCGUGCGCUGCCGGACAGGCUACGUGCUCCAGAUACAGCGGGACGACGAGCUCAUUAAGAGCCAGGUGGGACCCAGUGUCACGGUGACCUGCAGCGAGGGCAAGUGGAACAAACAGGUGGCUUGCGAGCCCGUGGACUGCGGCGUCCCGGACCAGCAUCACGUCCACGCCGCGUCCUUCUCCUGCCUUCAAGGCACCACCUUUGGCAGCAAAUGCUCCUUCCAGUGCCGUCACCCUGCACAGCUGAAAGGCAACAACAGCCUCCUGACCUGUAUGGAGGAUGGCCUGUGGUCCUUCCCGGAGGCCCUGUGUGAGCUCAUGUGCCUAGCUCCGCCCCCGGUUCCCAACGCCGACCUCCAGACGGCCCGGUGCCGUGAGAACAAGCACAAGGUGGGCUCUUUCUGCAAGUACAAGUGCAAACCUGGAUAUCACGUGCCUGGCUCCUCUCGGAAGUCAAAGAAACGGGCCUUCAAGACUCAGUGUACCCAAGAUGGCAGCUGGCAGGAGGGAGCUUGCGUUCCUGUGACCUGUGACCCACCUCCGCCAAAAUUCCAUGGGCUCUACCAGUGCACCAAUGGCUUCCAGUUCAACAGCGAGUGUCGAAUCAAGUGCGAAGACGGCGAUGCUGCCCAGGGACAUGGGAACAACAUCAUCCACUGCCGGAAAGAUGGCACCUGGAGUGGCUCCUUCCACAUCUGCCAGGAGAUGCAAGGCCAGUGCUCGGCCCCGGACCAGCUCAACGGCAACCUCAAACUGCAGUGCCCGGAAGGCUAUGCCAUAGGGUCGGAGUGUGUCACCUCGUGCCUGGACCACAACAGCGAGUCCAUCAUCCUGCCAGUGAACGUGACCGUACGGGACAUCCCGCACUGGCUGAACCCCACACGGGUAGAGAGAGUUGUCUGCACAGCUGGUCUCAAGUGGUAUCCUCACCCUGCCCUGAUUCACUGCGUCAAAGGCUGUGAGCCCUUCAUGGGAGACAAUUACUGUGAUGCCAUCAACAACCGAGCCUUCUGCAACUACGAUGGUGGGGACUGCUGUGCCUCUACGGUGAAGACCAAGAAGGUCACCCCCUUCCCUAUGUCCUGUGACCUACAAGGUGACUGUGCUUGUCGGGACCCCCAGGCCCAAGAACACAGCCGGAAAGACCUCCGGGGGUACAGCCAUGGCUAAGGAAGGACAAGGAGUUGACAAAGAAUUCCCAGCGCCAGGACCCGCAUCCCUUUGGUAUUGAUUUCACAGUCAGCUGCUCAACGGAAUGGCCUCCCCACACCAGGGAUCCUUAGCACCCAACCGGUCUGCCUUUAAUUUCACCCAGGAAGGACUCAUAGUAGGGGCGCAUGAACCAAGUCUCGCCAUGUUGGAUGAUGAAAUGGAAUCCCAUCCCAAAGUCUUAGAAGGAUUGCAUAUACAAGUGUGCAGUCCCAGAGCCUACAAUUCUCAUCAUUUGUCACACAACCACAGCAAGAAACAUGUUCUAUAUUUAGGAGUGUGCACAUAUGUGGUUAGUACACACGCAUGCAUCCGCACCCAAACAAACAUCUGCAUGAGGGCAGUUUGGGAGACUGAGCAGAGAGAUACUGGAACAUACUCAGUCUUUCCUUUCCCAAGCUUCUAGCCAAUACUGUCCUUGGGAGAAGGAGAGUUGCAGAAACUGCCAAGGCCAAGUGUUGAGAUGUCAAGAUAGCUUGCACUCGGAGGCUUGGAACAUGUAGGGCAUGCACAACAGUGCAGUCCUUUGGGAUUAGAAGUGAAAUGGUCUCUGACCACCUACCUUCUAGGGAAGUAGAACCCAGGAUGAGGUAAAGAAUCCAAGGUACGAAAAGCCCCCCAAUUCUGCUGCCAUGGGGGAUUUUACCCCAACUCCAGGGUUUGAGGCCAAGCUGGAAAUGGCAUAGGGUUGCAGUGUCAAGGUAUUAUAACAGCCCCCUGCUUGAGGCCAUAAUACCCCUCCAGAACCUACCCAUUCCCCCAGUCUUGCCUUGGGACCACAUUCGCUGCUACUUUUCCUGCUGCUCUAUCCUAUACAUUGAGUACCCCCAAGAUGGUAGGACCAGGUUAGGAAAAACCCCACACAACCAAACAGUCUGCCUUAAAAGUGACCCACAUUUUCCCACAGCUCCUCACUUCUUAGCCCUUCUGCAAGAGAUAAAUCCUCAUUGGCCCACAUGGUGAGAAGUUAAAUCCCCCAUGGGUGGGCUUCUCAUCCUGAAAGGGAGUAGAGGGACUGGAGAUGCUGAAACCCUCACUGAGAGUCCAGAAUGUCUGAGCCAGUGUUAGAUUUUAUAAUCCAAGUGGACCAGUGUUAAAUGUCUAUGAUGUUGGGGCCACCCAGAGACUGCCGGGAUAGUGCAGACUCUUGAGUUACUAUUUUUAUCCAAGCUUCCCUGGCCCUCCGGGUUAGAUCAGGCUUUGGUGCUGAGGACCUCACUGUGGCCCUGAGAAGCUAUAAUUCUAGAACAGAGAAUCAUCUUGGGUAGAAUCCAUCUAAACUGUGUUCUCAAGGGCUGUCAGAGGAAAGCCCAAGAGUUCACAGACUCAGUCCCCACCAACCCAAUAUGGUCAUCAUCUUCCAGCUACCAGGACACCCAUCCAGACCUGUGGUUGGUGAAUCCGUCUCUCCUUCCCAUGUUUAGCCUCUGAAAGUUGAGAGGAAGGUAGUCCAGUACACAUGGAAGUCCCUACCUCACUGGGGUCCUCUUUGCCUGUUCCACCAGUUACUGUCCACUCCUUUCAAAUUAAUAUGGGAAGAAAUUAAUACAGAAUGAGGUAGCAAGAAUGGUCAAGCUGGACAUAAUCUCUGAGACCUGGAACUGAGACAGUGAGGCAAUGGGAGGGUAUCACACAAAGACUGCUGUAAAUCAAGUCAUCUCAAAUCUCGUGAAAACAAUCAACAAAAACAAAGUCUAGCAUAGGACUGGGAAACCCCAGGCAUACGUGCUGACCCUCCUCAUUCCUGUACAUGAGGCAGAUGCUGUUCGUCAGUCAUAGUCCUUUUCCCUAUGGGGACCAAAAAUAAUUUCAGGAACCUUCUUACAAUACUCCCAACAGCUGCUGACCAAGAACACUUGAGAAGCCAACAUACCAAGGUGCUUUUCGCAUAGGUGCCCACAGAUUAGGAUGUAGGGCUUAGAUUUGCAUGGCUCGUACCUUAUUCCAAACCCUGAGACUGGGUUCCAGAAUGGAGGGGCUGCCACCAUGGUUAAGGACAGGCUCAAAUCCUUUAUGUUUCUUUUACACACUCAUAUCUCAUGUAUAUCCAGAGCAUUUUCUUGUAGUUGCGAGGGCCAAUCUUAGCAAAAUAAUCAUAAAAAAUGGAAGAACUGAUUCCAUUUUGUACUCCUUCCAGUACCUUAGAAAUCUUGCCAACUAGUAAUGCCCCUCUCUUGCCCUAGCUGAGUUACCAACGUGUGUGGUUAGCUGACAAGACACGAACUGAGAAAGGUAACUGUGUGGGCCCUCCCAGUUGCUCUAUCACAAGAAUAAGUAGCACAAAACCCUUGGAGACCCAAAGAUGCCAUCGCUGAUAAUAGGGUUGCAGGAACCAUAGAAAAACCUCACCAUCUUCCCUUCAAUUGACCUGACCCUCAUCCUCCUUCUUCCUUCUCCCUCACACGGUCUGUGCCCACACUCUCCAGCUGAGCAAAGCUUCCUAGAGGCUGACUUCCAUCUUCCGACUCACGGACUGAGUCAAGUAAGGAGCCACCCAGUCUCCUCCUGACCAUCAUUCAAACCUGUUACUCAUAAAUUCAUAUUUGCCAAGGGAUAUUAGUCAAGACAGGCUACUUGAUGAAUGGCCAGCCUCAUGCCCACAGGGAAGGCCCUUCUCAAAACUUAGUGAAAGAGACUUCGUUCUAUUCAUGCAAUGCAUUGAUUUCUGGCUUCCUUUUCAUUCUGGGAAUAAAUUCACUGUCUUAUCACUUCAAUUAUCUCCUGUUUAGGAUCAUGGAGUACUCACAAGGAGGCAGGUUGACCUGUUGUCUAUCAGCAGCUCAGGGGCCCUAAAGCAGAUGAGGGUUCUGGGUCUGCAGAAGUAUUAGCCUGUUGGCAGCAAGAAAGAAAAGAGGAGGAAGACGGUUCUCUGAACCCUGUUUUGGGGAGCCUUUCCAAGCCACAACCCUAACUGCAUGCCCAGAGGACUUGUACUACCCCCAUAUUCUGUGCCAACCACCUCUUAAGGGAAGGCAGUCCCUGGGAAGUCCAUUUUGAUGGCUGAAUUAGGGUGUUAAAAAAAGGAGUGAUGGAUGGUCAUAAAGAGCAGGGCUGUGAAGACGGAGGGUAUCAGCUGCUAUUCCUGCCUUCAGCAUGUUGAGUUACUGCCUAGACAGUUCUCUUGGUCUUUUUCCCACCUUGGCCCAUGCUUAAAUGCUAUUUGUUGAAAAUAAUUCUUUGAGACAGAUUUCAGCUACCUCCCUUCCAGGUUCAGUUUAACUUGGUUGUAACUGUCAAUUUGUGAUAGGUCUUACCUGUGUUUUAAAAAGAAAAAGAAAGAAAGAAAGAAAAAGACAGGAAGGAGGAAAGGAAGAAAGAAAACCAUAAAUCCAAGUUAACCAUUUUAGGGGUUUCUGUGUUUUGUGUGUGUGUGUGUUUGUUGUUUGUUUGUUUUCUGGAACUA